AAGCCUGAAAGCAGUUUACAGAGCAAGCAUAGCACUCUUCCUACAUUGGAGAAUACCGCUGAAGAAAUCCGCCAGAGAGGUGGCAAUGCUGUGCCAGUCUACUGUGACCACACAGAUCAUAACGAUAUUGCGAAACUUUUCGAGCGAAUUCACAGAGACAAUGAUGGGACGCUCAAUAUUUUAGAUAUGGUAGACCAGGGAUCUAUUCCUUUUUUUGAAGCAGACCCAUUACUAUGGGACUCGAUAAACAAUGUUGGCUUAAGAAAUAACUAUAUAUGUUGCUGUCACGCUGCUAAAAUGAUGGCUAAGAGAAGAUCUGGCAUGAUUGUGAACAUCUCAUCAGCCGGUGGCUUGCAGUACACGUUUAAUGUUCCAUAUGGUGUCGGAAAAGCAGCUGUAAGUUUGUCUUCUUAUAUUUUACGAUCAUUGCUUAAGAUAUUCUGAAG
This is a messenger RNA of Strongylus vulgaris, 446 nucleotides long. NCBI's taxonomy places the organism in Eukaryota, Metazoa, Nematoda, Chromadorea, Rhabditida, Strongylidae. The record is from the annotation of a GenBank genome assembly.